This is a messenger RNA of Myotis daubentonii (Daubenton's bat), 2985 nucleotides long. RefSeq lists its product as uncharacterized. NCBI's taxonomy places the organism in Eukaryota, Metazoa, Chordata, Mammalia, Chiroptera, Vespertilionidae. The record is from RefSeq and is a predicted model, not a curated record.
GACUGUCAGCGGGUUAAAGAUGGAGCUGGUGGGCGAGAGGGCGCCACGAGGUGCGGGGUCGGCCUGGUGCAGACGACGGGGACGGACGACCACCGGGACGUCUCUCCCGCUCACCCUCCGCGUCCUGCCCCGGGCCAGGGGCGGAAGGGGGUCCGGUCGCGUGCAGAGUCAGAGGCCCUGGAUUAAGAAAAGCUCUGGUUUGAAGAGGAUCUUUCAGACUAGCACCCUGGGGAAAUAUGCUGCCCGGAGCCUGCAGGAGGGACUUAUGAGGUGCCUGGCGUGCCCACCCUCACAGCUGGAAUUGGGGGGAUUGGAGCUGAACUGCCAAGGAGCCUGGCCCAGGCAUGCUGGCAGGGCCAUCUCCACCAUCAGGACCUGACACAAUGCACAAUGACAGUUAUGUGCCCUAUGACAGUUAUUCGAGCCCAUCUCCUUAAGAGGAAGCCCAGGUUCCAGAUGGGUGUUUGGGAGUUCCUCUCAACCCUAGCUGAGCACAUUGGGGAGCCGGUUUCAUCCCCGUCCUGUGGGUAGAAGCCCUUGGAUCCAUGGGGAGGUUGAGGGGCAAUAACACAUGGAAGAAACAAGUCGUGGAAGAAGUGAGCCAGCUGGGCUGCAUGGACUCAGGAAACAGGUUGCAGAGACAAAAGAAGGACCCUUGGAGCUUAGGAGAAAGAAAGGCAAAGAAAAUGCCCCUGGGGGGAGGGGAGGGGGGGAAAGCAAGGUGUGCUCUAGAGAGAAAGCUUGAGCUGGGUCCUUCAUCCUAUAUAUAUAUAUAUUUCAGAGAGGAAGGGAGAGAGAGAAAUAUCAAUGAUGUGCCCUCACUUGGAAUUGGUUCAGAGGUCAACGUUCAACCACUGAGCCACACCAGCUUGGUGGGUCCUUCUUCUUAAGGGCUUUUAUUUGGAGGUUUCAGGGAAGGAUCUCAAUAGAAUAUCAGGAGUGUCCUUAGGGUCCUGGUCUCCACUGAUUGGUUGACCCCCACCAGUCCUCAGCCGUGGUGUUUGGUUUGGCUGCUUUUCUGGGCCUGGAACUGAAACACAACUGAGGCCUAGAUUUUUCUCUCCAGUUUGAUGGCAACUCUGUCUCUGGUCAACAGACCCCAGGUUUUGUUCCUAAGAUUAUUUGAUUCAGGUCUUCUCAUUGUCUUGAGGGAUUAAUGCUUCAGGAAGUGGUCAUGCAAGGUCUUGUAUGGGAGUCUACUCUCCACCCCCUUUUCCUCCUCGAAGGGAGUCUACCACAUGACUAGCCACAUGCCAGGGGAGCUGCAUGACCAACGAUAUGCUAGGAGAAGAAAGGUCACCUGGGGGUGAGGUUCCACCCUACAACUGUCUUUCCCAGGCACCUGGGACUUUCCACCCUGGUGACCUUGUGUACCUGGCCUAUCCUUCCUACUCUGCUCAUGUCUAACUGCCUACCAUAUGGGGGAGAGGACAAGCGGGAGAAGGGUGGGUUUCAUGCUGGAGAGGAAGAGGAAGCGGUGAAAAGUGCGGGGCUGGAGUCGGGGCAGAGUGAAGUCCCCCGGAAGUUGUCUGCGGAAGAAGCAAGGCUCUGGCUGGAGGCCUGGAAGGCUACACACUAUGAGGAGGGGGCGCAGCUGAGAUGGGGCGGGGCUGGAAGCUGGCCGAGGGGGCGUGGGCCUUAAAGAAGCUGGAGGGUUCCUGCGCCUACCAUGUUCCUGGUGUGGCCCUCGGCCAGCCCUGACCAAAGCCCUGCCGCCCGCGUGGGAAUUAGGGUCUAGUCCUGCCCUGUGGUGUUCGCCCCCUCGAAAGUGCAAGAGCGCAUGCCCAGAGCUGCGGGCAUUGUCACGUACGGCCCUCUCGCGCGAGUUGGCCCGUCAGCGAUCUCGGAGGGGAUUGGCUGGAGCCAGGGUGGGCGCGGCGCGGAGGCUGUCGGGAAGAGAGCGGGUGUGUGCCGAGGCCCCCACCGCCCACCGAGACCUGAGCCGGGGCGCAGGGAGCGGCCCUUCUCGCCCAGCCCGCAGCGGGUGUGGUCGGCGUGCCUGGACCCUCGGUGACCCCGCCCCGACGGCCGCCGCCAGCCCGCAGCCCCACCGAAUGGAGAUCCUGGACGAGUUCGACAGCGAGUUCCCCCAGAGUGUGACCUUCUGCCAGCGCAUAUCCGAGGAGGCCUUCGAGAGGCAGGCGGCCACCUACACGGAGCGCGCACUGCGCCGCCUCUUCCGCAGCCUCGACCGCAACCCGGCGCUGGCCGAGAGGGUGGUGCGGAAGGACAAGCAGGCCGAGUGCGAGCGGCGCGGGCUCCUCUCCUUCCUCUGGGCCAAGUUCUUCUGUGCAGUCCAGGGGGAGCUGAACUUCUGCAACAGCAUGGGCGCUGUGGAGAUGCACCAACGCCUGGAGCACCUGAAGAGGAGCAUGCACCGUGUGCACCUCUACUCCCAGAAAGCCAGGAAGAAGAGAAGGAAGCCAAAAGUAAAGAAACUAGAACCCGUCCUCUUGCGGAACCGGUCAACCUCCCCAUGCCUGCCGCCAGCACUGCUGCCACCUCCACCGCUGCCACCACCUGCCACCACCAUGUCCUCUGUGGUGGUCCGGUCGUCACCCUCUGUCUACACUAUGCCCAGGGUCUUUGGCCCCUUUCCUCCGCGGCCUAGCAAGUCGACAGAGAAAUUGGAAGUUUCAAGUUCUGAAGUGAAAUUAAACUGGCCUGGCCUGUCAUCGAACCCAAAGAGCCACAUGGUUAAUCUGACCCCCUUGGUCCUCAGACCUGGAGGCUUCCAUUUCUCGUACCUGCCCAGAAACGGUGUGCACAAGCUCCACUACCCUGGCUUCCCUUGGACCUCAGCCUGUAAUGACUCCCCCAACACCGAGGAGACACCAGCCCCUCCUGUGGAGACCCCCGUUUUCACUCCACCUGUCCUGCUCAAGUUCCAGCCUGUGCCCAGACCUAGAGAUGACUCAGAGACUGACCAUGGCAGUACACAGUCUGUGCCCCACAAGCGGGGCCCAUAACCUCUUCCCUGCAGAC